AUGCCGUACACACCUCCUGAAAUCAAGCAAAACCCAUACCUCACCGGCCUCACCCCGCGCGAGGCCUGUGCUGAUCUGCCCACCCGUCUGGGUCUGUCCUUCGAUAUUUUCGACCGCGACCUCUAUGACUCCUGCUGGACCAACGUUGGCCGUGAUGAAAUCGAGGCCAGUAUCGCCGGUAUCCCCAUGAAAGGCUACAAAGAACUUAAGGAGAAAUGCUACGAUCUCAUCGCGCCUAUGGACACAUUCCAUUUGGUCACCGGUAUCCGCGUGAACUUUGCCGAAGACGGAAAGUCGGCUCAGAUUACUGCCAUGUCCUUGGUGCCUCAUGCUCCUCCUACUACGGGUCUGGAUCCUGUGGGAAAGUAUUUCAUGUCUGGUGCUAUUCAUGAUUUCCGGGCGAUCUUGAACGACGAUGGAAAGUGGAGGUUGAAUGGAUGGCAUCUUAAGUUGCAGUACAUUCAAGGAAAUGCGGAGAUUAUGCCUAACCUUCCUGAGGGAGGUCUGUUGGGUAGUGACUGA
Messenger RNA from Talaromyces amestolkiae, 522 nucleotides. RefSeq lists its product as uncharacterized. The record is from RefSeq and is a predicted model, not a curated record. The transcript has a single exon. The coding region runs from base 1 to 522 and encodes 173 amino acids. Lineage: Eukaryota; Fungi; Ascomycota; Eurotiomycetes; Eurotiales; Trichocomaceae.